Molecule: messenger RNA, 929 nt
Organism: Branchiostoma floridae (Florida lancelet)
Lineage: Eukaryota; Metazoa; Chordata; Leptocardii; Amphioxiformes; Branchiostomatidae
Product: angiopoietin-related protein 2-like
Exons: 3
Coding region: 67-630 (187 amino acids)
Source: RefSeq, a predicted model, not a curated record
UCACUUCUCCGCUCCGGGACCACAGCAAGUGGGGUUUACAACGUGCAUCUGAACCCGGCUUUAGAGAUGGAAGUCUACUGUGACAUGCAGACUGCGGGGGGUGGGUGGACUGUGAUCCAGCGGCGGCAGGACGGGUCGGUUCCCUUUAACCGGACCUGGGAGGAGUACAGACAGGGCUUUGGGAACAAGAACGGGGAAUACUGGCUUGGGAACGACAUCAUUCACUUUCUGACAGAACAGAAAGACUACCGAUUGAGGAUUGACCUUGAGGACUUUGAAGGACAAAGACGCUUCGCAGAGUACAGCACCUUCAGAGUUGAUGAUCAGGAGCAGAACUACCGCCUAGAGGUGUCCGGUUACCAAGGCAACGCGGGGGACUCCAUGACCAUCAACAACGGGAUGAGUUUCUCCACCAUCGACAGGGAUCACGACGUGUUGCGGGGGAGCUGCUCGCAGCACCGCGGGAAGGCAGGCUGGUGGUUCCGGGCCUGCGGAUCGGCCCUGCUGAACGGCCGUUACCUAGGCAACUGCGGCAGUUCCUGUCUGCACAGCCAGGGGGUGCUGUGGGGACUCAUGACGCAAUCCCUGAAGUCGGUGUCCAUGAAGAUCAGACCACAGUCGCAAGCUUAGUGUACAUAAAACAACGAUCCUUUUCCUAUUUCUAUAUUGUAAAAGUUUCGAUGUCUUAAGUUUCCGGCCAAGCUUGUCAGAAAAGCUUGUAGUGAGGUCGAAUGGGAAGCACAUGUCAAUGAACAAAUUCCAGAAAACUUUUAAGCUUAACCGCCAUUUAUUGUGGCAAAGUAUCUAUCAUUAAUAAGCUCUAAGGCUGGUACUUGCACAUUGUCAAAGGCAAUGCAGUGCUAUUCCUGGUUUCUAGUUGGUUAUUCGUGAACUUAUUUUCGUGACAGUCUUUUAGUCGUAGAUCUUCU